UCAUUCUCGCCCACUUGCUGUGCUGUUUAAUCGCCUGCUGGACUGCCGCUGAGGCUCGACCUGCUGCUGCUGCUGCUGCUGUGGUGAAAUUGCGCGGGUGGAACUCCGAGGAGCUGCUGGAUGCGACGCUCAAAUUCUCCUGGCGAAUCCAAACCCCCUAAAACGAAUCUGCAUGUGCUGAAAGCGGAGAGGGAACGAUUCCCGACGACUGAUCGCUUUUUCUUCUACUCGGCGAUCCGGCUUGAGCCGUGCGGAGGAAACACUAACGGCCACCGAUGGCUUUUGCGAUGCUACGGCCUAUGGCGGCUCAUCUCAUUUACCCCGACCUCAGCAUGCUGUCCGAAGACGAAGAGAACCGGAGUGAAAGCGACGGCAGCUCCGAUCAGAGCUACGGCUGCUGCGAUUCAGAGGACAAGCGGCGGCGCAUCUCCCGGAAGGCGUGCGUUGACGGAGUGCUGGGGAAGCCGCGGCAGGCGGCGAACGCCCGAGAGAGAGACCGGACGCAGAGCGUGAACACCGCCUUCAGCGCCCUGCGCACUCUCAUUCCAACCGAGCCCGUGGACAGAAAGCUCUCCAAGAUCGAGACCCUGCGCCUGGCGUCUUCGUAUAUCGCCCACCUGGCCAACGUGCUGCUACUCGGAGAGAACACCGAAGACGGACAGCCGUGCCUGACCGCGGUUUACGGGAGCCACGGCGAGCUGGAUGGCAAACAGCCGCGGACCAUUUGCACCUUCUGCCUCAGCAACCAGAGGAAAGGGGUGAAGGGCAGCAGGGACUGCCUGAAGAUGAGGGCGGUGAGGAUGAGCCGCAGAUAACACGUCUGCUGUCUUCUCCGGUGGGCUUCUCCCUUCCCUUGUGACUGGCAUCACUGCAGCUGCCGUGCAAGGAGAGACCAGGCUGGAAAGCGAAGGCGGACAUUUCAAGUAAGACGGAUGCGGGACUUGUGUUUUAGGUCUGCUUGUUGAACACACUGAAGGACGUCAGUCCACCAUUUGUGACAUGAGUGCCACUUUCACACUUUAAUGCAGAGCAUCAAGGGGUUGAUAUUAUCCGUUGAAUUAGAGGCGCGGUUAUUUUUAUAUUCAUUUUGUAAACUUUUUUUUUGUUGUUG
Molecule: messenger RNA, 1111 nt
Organism: Polypterus senegalus (gray bichir)
Lineage: Eukaryota; Metazoa; Chordata; Cladistia; Polypteriformes; Polypteridae
Gene: tcf15
Product: transcription factor 15
Exons: 2
Coding region: 276-815 (179 amino acids)
Biological process (GO): regulation of transcription by RNA polymerase II; developmental process
Molecular function (GO): RNA polymerase II transcription regulatory region sequence-specific DNA binding; protein dimerization activity; DNA-binding transcription factor activity, RNA polymerase II-specific
Source: RefSeq, a predicted model, not a curated record